AUGCCUGAGCCUACAUUGAAGUCAGUGACUGCAAACCUCAUAUCAUUUGAUUACUUGAGAAAGCGAUCUCUGGAGGAGUUGCUUUCAAUAUUUCAAGAUAUAAACGAUAAAGAGUCCUCAGGUAUCAUCACAAUUGGAAAUGAAGUCACACAUGCAAGCAAUCAGAAGUCGGAUGGGGGACAUCUUCUUAUACUUGAAAAAGAAUUGACUUCUAGAAUCAAUAUAUUGUCGUCUUUCUCGAAAUUGAAAGAGUCGACGGGAAUCUCGAAAGUGAUUUGGCUAGAUUAUGAUGAUGAACAUACUUACGAUUACAAUGCACUUCUGAAACAGUUUGACAGUGUAGUGAUUAUACUUUUAAAUCGAUCGCUUAAUGAUCUUAAGAAAUUGGCCACUUUUUUGAAGAAGAAGCUUUUAAUUUUCAGCUCACCUUCCAAGUACACAAAUCUCAUUACAGUUGAUCACGGUAUGGCACAAUCCACAAAAAGCUUUUUCCAAGAGCAAGGAGUUUGGGAAAACCUAUCUAGUGUGUACAGCUGGAAGAUGGGAACUUUCGCUGCCCUUGAUAAUGAUAUUAUAACGUUGGAAAUGGAGAAUGGAGGGCUAGGUCCACUUUUAAGAUAUAAUACCAUUAGGCCUAUUGAAGAGAUGGCAAGCGCUCUGCUUCGGCUAGUUUUCGAAUCAAACUAUAAAAUAAGAAUUACAAACGUGUAUUUGAAAGGAAAUUUGUCGACUAAGUUGUGGAAGAUUUACCAGAAGCUAUACUCUGAACAUUUGACACAAAUGUCUGCAAACGAAAGAAAACGAAUAGAAGACCAAGACAGUACGUUAUUCACGGAUCAAUUCUCAUUUUUCAACAGAAACGUUGAUUUUGUGUGUCUUGAUCGCGGUGUGGACUUUGCCAGCUGUCUUUUAAGUGAGCUUUGUUACUCUGGUCUUUGCAAUGAGGUAUUCGGUACAAAGCUUGGGAUUGUGAACUACACGCGGGACAACAAGGAAAAGAUAAACAUCCGGCUUGGAGACCCUAAAGAUAAGAUAUAUCCGAAGAUUAGAGACCUCAACUUCUCGAUGGUUGGAUCCGUUUUGAAUGAAAAUGCGAGGGAGCUCCAGACAGAAUAUGAUAAGCGAAGUCAAUUGAAGAACAUAUCUGAGAUGAAGGACUUUGUGGAGGGGCUUAAUGGAUUGAAGGAGAUGCAAACAUUUGUCCAAAAGCACACAUUACUUGCAGAGCAUAUUGUCGAUGUAAUAGCACCGUCAAACAGCAAUGAGCAGCUUAAUGCAAUAUUUGGCAAGAGUGAGCUCAACCAGACAUACUAUGAGCAAUUCAUCGAUCUACAGCAGAGCAUUGUUGCGGACACGUUAGACAGUAAGAGCAACUGUACGGCAAUACUUGAUUUUAUGUAUAAAUAUGACCCGGACAUAAGCGAUGUCGUUAGACUCUUAAUCCUCACGAGUAUAGUGAAGUCAGGAAUUAGAGAGCAGGAGUAUAAAAUGUUGAAGGAAGGGAUAUUAAAUAAUUACGGAGUUCAGUACGUUUCGCUAUUUCUGAGAUUGCAAGAUCUGCAUCUUCUUUAUUCUCGGGAGCCUCAGCUCAACUUUCUCUCCACACGUACAACAGUGAGCGAUACGGACAAGGAUGAUGUGCAGUUGAUUCGGAAUUUCAAGUCGGUUGUCAGCAGCAUGAACCUCAUGCCGGUGGAAGAGAGCCAGGAGCCGUCGGAAGUCGGGCAGCCAAGCUUUGCACUUCCCGGAUACGUUCCACUUACAACAAGACUUGUCGAAGCAAUUUAUGACCGAGACUUCCUGUCAGCAGAAGAUGGAUCGAGAAAGCAGACCACCGCUAAGAAUGCUAGAUAUAGAAAAUACGGCUGGGACAACCUCCGCAUGAGUGACAUCAGUGGUGAGGUGUAUCAGGACUUGUUGGUUCCAGAAUCCAAGAGGGGUCUUUUCUCGACUUUGAUCCCGCCAAAACUGGCAUCGCUCAGCAGCCGUUAUCACGUGAGGAGGGAUAUGAUUAUCGUGAGUAUCAUUGGUGGAAUCACAUACAGUGAAAUAGCCACUAUCCGGUACGUUCUGUCGAGAAAUGAAUCAACCAGGGGUAAGCAGUUGCUAAUUCUCACCACGGGGAUCAUCAAGGGUAAGGAUGUGGUGGAGUCGCUCAUCUGA
Molecule: messenger RNA, 2163 nt
Organism: Brettanomyces bruxellensis
Lineage: Eukaryota; Fungi; Ascomycota; Pichiomycetes; Pichiales; Pichiaceae
Exons: 1
Coding region: 1-2163 (720 amino acids)
Biological process (GO): intracellular protein transport; vesicle-mediated transport
Cellular component (GO): CORVET complex; fungal-type vacuole
Source: RefSeq, a predicted model, not a curated record